Molecule: messenger RNA, 2608 nt
Organism: Talpa occidentalis (Iberian mole)
Lineage: Eukaryota; Metazoa; Chordata; Mammalia; Eulipotyphla; Talpidae
Gene: SDE2
Product: SDE2 telomere maintenance homolog
Exons: 7
Coding region: 55-1413 (452 amino acids)
Cellular component (GO): nucleus
Source: RefSeq, a predicted model, not a curated record
GUUAGUUGUGGCGCUUAGCACUUCGGAGAGCCGGUGCGUUCCGGAAUAGUCGAAAUGGCGGACGCUGUGGCGCUUGUGUGGAUUCGCGGCCCUGGCUUGGGGUGCAAGGCGGUGCGGUGUCCCUCGACCCUAUGCCCGGUGCUAGAUUUCAUCCACCGACACUGCCAAGAUCAGGAUAUUCCAGCGGAGUGCUUCUUUGUGAAAUGCAAUGGAGCACUCAUUAACACCGAUGACACAGUGCAGCAUGGAGCAGUUUAUAAUCUGGAACCCAGACUACGAGGUGGAAAAGGAGGUUUUGGAUCUAUGCUCCGAGCACUUGGUGCUCAGAUUGAGAAGACAACCAAUCGAGAAGCCUGCCGGGAUCUCAGUGGGAGGAGACUACGAGAUGUCAAUCAUGAAAAAGCAAUGGCUGAAUGGGUAAAACAGCAAGCUGAGCGAGAAGCUGAAAAGGAACAAAAGCGCCUGGAACGACUGCAGAGGAAGCUGGCAGAGCCCAGGCACUGCUUCACCAGCCCUGACUAUCAGCAGCAGUGCCAUGAGAUGGCUGAGCGUCUGGAGGAUUCAGUCCUGAAAGGUAUGCAGGCUGCUUCCAGCAAGAUGGUAUUGGCAGAAAUUGGUGAGAAGCGGAAACAACCUAAUAAAUCAAAAUCAGACAGAGGAGCCAGUGCAAGGAAAAGGAAAUGUUUUUGGUUGGACAUGCAAGGACUAGAGACUGCAGAAGGGUCCAGCUCUGAGAGCUCAGAUGAUGACAGUGAAGAAGCACCUAGUACUUCAGGAAUGAGCUUCCAUGUUCCAAAACAUGGCAGUGAUGGUGUUGAGACAGCAGCUGAAUUUCCCAGUGGUUCUCAGAGGACUAGAGUAUUGAGUAUAGACUCUAGAUCACCAGAAAAACUACAGACCACAGUGUCUGACUCUGGGAAUGGUGUUGUAGAAGACCUGUGUAUGGAGCCGCGAGAGACCUCUGCUCAGGAGUACAUGGAAAUGAAGAUGACUAAAGGGACAGAGGAAACCCAGGAGAGAAAGGGGACAGAGAGUAAAGGACCUGUGGAAAAGGAAGCUGGGGCUGCACUGAAUAACGAGAAAGAGACAAAAGAAAUGACUGAUGGGGAAAGAGCUGCCAAGUUAGUAUCUGGAGCAGAUAGGGAAACCAUUCCCUCUGCCAAACUGGAGGAGAGCCGGUCAGGAAACACAGAUAUUGGUUGGGGAACUGUAGAUUUACUGGCCUUCAACUCGGCUGCAGAAAUGGAGUCAUUGGGUUUGGAGAAGCUCAAGCGUGAAUUGCUGGCCCUGGGACUGAAAUGCGGGGGCACUCUGCAGGAGCGGGCAGCCAGACUCUUUUCUGUCAGAGGACUGACCAAGGAACAGAUGGACCCGGCUUUAUUUGCCAAGCCUUCGAAAGGAAAGAAGAAAUAAACUUCAUCAGAGCAGAUUUCUUGUUUCUUCAUAGUCUAGCACUAUCUGUAUAAUGUUGACUCUGGGCCAUUAUUCCUAUUGGAAUAAUUCUUACUACUCCUUAAAGUUGAUUUUUAAUAAACUAAUUUUAACUAUUCCCUCUUUCAUUAUUACAUUGAUGGAAUUAAUUUGUGAAGCCGUCUGGCCUACAAGUUUUCUUUGUGGGAGACUUUUAUAACAAAUUAAUUUCUUGAAUAAAUGCAGAACUGCUGAGAUUUUUGGUUUCAUCUUGUCAUUUAGGUGAGUGAUAUUUUCAAGGACUUUAUGCAUUUGAACCAAGUUGUCAGAUUUGUGGACAUAAUCUAAUUCAUAUUGGUCUCUUACCCUUUUGCUAUAUGUAGGAGCUGGAGGUGGUAACCCAUUCUUUUCAUUCUGUUACUCAUAAUUUCUGUUUUGCUUUUCCAGUUCAGUCUAACCAGGAGUUUUUUCCCAGCUAUUUUAAAUUUCUGUUUUGAUUUUGCUCUAUUCCUUCUGCCUAAUUUGGAUUUACUUUGCUCCGUUUUUUUGGCUCUCUAACGUAAAUCUUGGGUCAUUGAUUUCAGACUUUUUUCCUGAUAUGUAUGCUGAAAGCUAUAAAUUUUUCUUUAAGCAUUUCCUUAGUUGCAUCUCGAAACAUUUUAGUAUGUUAUAUUGCCUUCAAAAACAAAAAAUGUCAUGACUUUUCUGACAACCCAAUAUUUUCAUUAUGAUUCAGUUCUACGUAUUUUCUGAUUUCUUUGUGAAUUCUUUUAACCAUAGGUUAUCUAGAACUGUGUUGUCUAAUUAGGAGGUUCCCCUCCCCCAAAUAUUGUAUUACUGCCUUCUAAUUUAACUUCCUUUGACAGAGAAUAUCUUCUUUAUGAUUUCAAUCAGUUAAGUUUCAUUGAGACUUGUAUUAUCAUCCAGCAUAUGGUCUCUCUUGGUGACUGUAAUGUGUACACUUGAAAUUAACACUGUUUUAAACUGUUGGUGAAUUUGUUCUGUAAUGUCUAUCAGGUAAUGUUCAGAUUGUCUGUCUUUAUUGAUUUUUUUUUAAUUGAACAAAAAAUUUGUUAUAUAUAGUAUUGACAUCUAAAUACGAUACGGUUUUUUAAGUGAAAAUAAAAUGAAAUCACAUGUACAUAGUUGUAUUCAUUAAGUGCUAAACAAAAGCCAUACAACAAUGAGAAACAUUAAU